AUGGGGAAGAUGGGGAAAAAAAAAUCUCUUCUAGCCUAUCCGCCUCCACAGACUGGUGAGUAUGGCGUUGGUACUCUAGGAGGAGUAGAGUACUCUAGUAGCCCUUUGUCUUUCUCGGCGGCGGGCAAAUCAACCACCACCACCUUUUCACCCCUGGGUACCGAUGCGUUGGAGAAGCGGCCAGAAGCCCUCCUCUGA
This is a messenger RNA of Plenodomus lingam JN3, 198 nucleotides long. The record is from RefSeq and is a predicted model, not a curated record. Lineage: Eukaryota; Fungi; Ascomycota; Dothideomycetes; Pleosporales; Leptosphaeriaceae.